CUCACAUCUUAAAUCCAUUUUUUUCUCAACUGUAUGUUCUUCAACCACCUCUCAAAUUUCUUCAAUUUCCCCUAAAUUAACACUGUGAAAUUUUCAUGGCAACUUCACAACAACCCGAACCAACACCGGACGCGGUUACCGCCACAUCUCUCCCCAAUUUCCUCCUCUCAGUAAAACUAAAAUAUGUCAAAUUAGGCUACCAUUACUUGAUCUCACACGGUAUGUACCUCUUGUUAACCCCUAUCAUCGUAGCGGUCUCGAUCCAUAUAUCAACGCUCACUACGCGCGAUAUGGUUUAUCUAUGGGACCAACUCCGGUUCAAUUUAGUCACCGUCUCACUUUGCUCCGCGUUAUUAGUGUUUCUAGCUACGCUUUAUUUCAUGAGUAGACCGCGGAAGGUGUACCUUGUGGAUUUCUCCGCUUACAAGCCCGAAGAUGCGCGUAUUGUGACGCGAGAGAUAUUCAUGGACCGGUCCACUAGAGCUGGAACGUUUACCCAAGAGAAUUUAGCGUUCCAGAAAAAGAUUCUGGAACGGUCUGGGUUAGGUCAGAAGACGUACUUUCCUGAAGCGGUGUUACAGGUGCCUCCGAAUCCUUGUAUGGCGGAAGCGAGGAAGGAGGCGGAGAUGGUGAUGUACGGAGCCAUCGAUGACUUGUUGGCGAAAACCGGAUUAAAAGCGAAAGAUAUUGGGAUUUUGAUAGUGAAUUGCAGCUUGUUUUGUCCUACACCAUCCUUAAGUUCCAUGAUUGUGAACCGUUACAAGCUUAGAGGGAAUAUUAUGAGUUAUAAUCUUGGUGGAAUGGGUUGUAGUGCUGGAUUGAUAGCUAUUGAUCUAGCAAAGCAACUUCUGCAGGUGAACCCGAAUUCAUACGCACUGGUUGUUAGCAUGGAAAACAUAACAUUAAACUGGUACUUCGGAAACAACCGAUCAAUGCUUGUGUCUAACUGUCUCUUUCGAAUGGGAGGAGCUGCGGUUUUGUUGUCGAACCGGUCUUCUGAUCGUCGACGUUCAAAAUACCAACUCAUUCACACGGUCCGUACACAUAAAGGUGCGGACGACCGAUGUUACAACUGUGUGUUCCAAGAAGAAGACGAAAACAAGAAAAUCGGUGUGGCGCUUUCAAAAGACCUCAUGGCGGUUGCGGGUGAAGCUCUAAAAACAAACAUCACCACACUCGGCCCGUUAGUGCUUCCUAUGUCCGAACAAUUAUUGUUUUUCGCAACAUUAGUUGCGCGCAAAGUGUUCCAGAUGAAAAUCAAACCCUACAUCCCGGAUUUCAAACUCGCAUUCGAGCAUUUUUGCAUACACGCGGGAGGGAGAGCGGUUCUCGAUGAGCUAGAAAAGAAUCUUGACUUAUCCGACUGGCAUAUGGAGCCGUCGAGAAUGACGUUGAACCGAUUUGGGAACACUUCAAGCAGCUCGUUGUGGUACGAAUUGGCUUAUUCGGAAGCCAAGGGUAGGAUCCGGAAGGGUGAUAGGGCAUGGCAAAUUGCUUUCGGCUCGGGUUUUAAGUGUAAUAGUGCGGUCUGGAAGGCGUUAAGGACGAUUAAUCCGGCUAAGGAGAAGAACCCGUGGACGGAUGAGAUCGAUGAUUUCCCGGUUCAUGUUCCUAAGAUUGAGAAGAUCAGUUCAUAAUUUUACCAAGUUGUUCAGAAUUUUGUGGAUUUUGGUAUGUAAAAUAUAGACAUUGUUGUGUUGUUAUUGUAGAAAGUCAAAGAGGCAAUUGCAUUUGACUUUGAAUUAUGAUGUAUUGAAUUUUAUUUUAUACUUGAUUUUAAAAUCA
Molecule: messenger RNA, 1785 nt
Organism: Helianthus annuus (common sunflower)
Lineage: Eukaryota; Viridiplantae; Streptophyta; Magnoliopsida; Asterales; Asteraceae
Product: 3-ketoacyl-CoA synthase 20
Exons: 3
Coding region: 96-1637 (513 amino acids)
Biological process (GO): fatty acid biosynthetic process
Cellular component (GO): membrane
Molecular function (GO): acyltransferase activity, transferring groups other than amino-acyl groups
Source: RefSeq, a predicted model, not a curated record